Messenger RNA from Tigriopus californicus, 1059 nucleotides. Its product is annotated as hemicentin-1-like. The coding region runs from base 111 to 983 and encodes 290 amino acids. The record is from RefSeq and is a predicted model, not a curated record. The transcript has 4 exons. NCBI's taxonomy places the organism in Eukaryota, Metazoa, Arthropoda, Copepoda, Harpacticoida, Harpacticidae.
CCUCUUCUAUUGUCAUGGGUACCGGAAUCAAACAAGACCAAGGGUGAUCCAUAUUGCCUCCUUUGCUAUUUCAAACCCUAAAAAGUCCUGGACACGGUUGGACCUCCAACAUGACCCUUGCCCUAAGGAAAGCUAGAAAGGCAACUUACGAUCAGAACAAUGAGUUUACCGGCAAGUGGCAAAAAUGUGGUCAACUUUUUAUCAUUCCAUUGGUGCUAUUCAGUUUAAGUCUGGCUGUAUGGGCCACCUACUACGUAGCAAUGAAUGAAUCCAACGGGCCUUAUCAAGUAAAUGGCCAAUGGGAGAAAUGGAUGUCAUGGUCCAGUUGCUCCGAAAGUUGUGGAGGAGGUGUUAUGACCCGCUCAAGGCUAUGUGCCAAUCCCUUUCCAAAAGGAGGAGGCCAAUUUUGUGAAGAUCCAAUGACAGAAACCAGGCCAUGUAACUCGUUUAUAUGUGAUAAAACCUCGCAAAUAGACCAAGUAACGGGUCGCCUUGAUUCUUGGCUGGAGUGGAGUCAAUGCUCCAAGGAUUGUGGAGGAGGGAUUCGGAACCGCACUAGACACUGCAUUGGUCCCAUGGGGGCACAAUGCCACGCUGCCACUUUGCAACAAGAACACUGCAACUCUCACAUUUGCCCUAUUAUCGGUUACUGGACCAUCUGGAGUUCAUGGACUUUGUGCACUAAGACUUGCGACUCUGGGAAACGUUUCCGUUACCGCGAGUGCACGAAACCGCAAUUGCCAAGUGGAGAGCAUUCCUGCCAAGGUAUAGCUGAAGACGAGAUGUACUGUAGUGUCUGGUCUUGCCCUCAAGAUGGACAAUGGACUGAAUGGAUCGAGUGGACGGAUUGUACAGCCACUUGUGGAGGUGGAUAUCGGCAAAGGUCCCGAACCUGUGACGAUCCUAGUCCGAGUCUAGGUGGCAUAUAUUGUACAGGAGAGGCAUUCGAACUUGGUCUGUGUGGGGCAGGACUCUGUGAAUAGAAUAGAAUUGGAUCGAAAAACUUGCACAUAACUAUCUUUGCAAUUCGUUUGCCAAUAUACUUAUAUAUUUCUUUGA